GUACAGAGUCUAGUGUAGUUCGUAUACAAACGGAUACAUAUUGCAGAUUUAUUUCAAUGUGCAUCGGCAUCAUAUUCCAAUAAUAUGUCAGUAAAAAUGGCAAAGUAUAAACAAGCGGAGUUUGAGGAUGAAGAUAGUUGUAGUAGCAGCAUUGGGUCUGUAAUACUUAAUAGUGACGGAAUGAGCACGUCUGCAACCACUCAUAUUAGAUAUCAUUCAGGAAUGACAAUAUGGAAAUCAAGAUCUAUGUUGGAGAGAUCGUUACUCAUUGCUGUUCUUGGGAGUUUAGUCAUUAAUAUUGUCUUAUCAAUUGUGAUUAGCAUUAUAAGAAACGAAUGUGACCAUGCUCCGUAUCUUCAUGUUGCUUCUAAUACUGAGGAAAAUCUUCAUUAUUGUUCAACAGAACAUUGUGUAACAGUGGCAGCCUCAAUAAUCGAUAGUAUAAAUCCGUCAGCCGAUCCCUGCGAUGAUUUUUAUGAAUAUGCUUGUGGGGGUUGGAUUAAAAAAAAUCCAAUUCCCGAUGGAAAGAGUGUGUGGGGUACCUUUGGUAAACUCGAGCAAGAUAAUCAAUUAGUUGUCAAGAAUGCUCUUGAAAAAUCAAUGCAAGAAAUCAAAUCUGAAGCUGAAAAAAAAGCUAAGUUAUAUUAUUUAUCAUGUAUGGAUGCUAAUGAAACGAUUGAAAAACUCGGUGGCCAACCAAUGCUAGAUAUUUUAGAAAAUGUUGGUGGAUGGAAUAUUUCAGGAGAUUAUUUUAAUAUAUCUAAGUGGAAUUUACAAACUAGCAUGCAUGUUCUACAAAAUGUUUACAAUAUGGGUGGAUUAUUUACUUGGGCUGUUAAUGAAGAUGAUAAAAACAGCUCCAGACAUAUUAUCCAGAUUGAUCAAGGCGGAUUGACAUUGCCAACAACAGAUAAUUAUCUAAAUAAAAGCGAACACGGUAAAGUUCUUGUGGCCUAUUUGGAUUACAUGACUAAGAUUGGCGUACUAUUAGGAGGUGAGGAGAAGGAAACUAAACGACAAAUGCAAGCUGUCAUCGACUUUGAAACUAAGUUAGCUGAAUAUACCACACCACAGGAGGAUAGAAGAGAUGAAGAAAAAUUAUAUAAUUUAAUGUCUAUACAAGAAUUGCAAGAAAUCGCUCCAUUUAUGUCAUGGUUAGAUUAUUUUCAAAAUGCAACUCAGUUAGUCGGUAGGAAAGUAAAUAAUAAAACAAUGAUUGUAAAUUUUGCGCCAGAGUACUUUAAAAAAAUAUCGAAACUUGUUAGUGAUUACAACAGUACAACUGAGGGUAAAAUAAUAAUCAAUAAUUACUUAAUCUGGCAGACAGUCCGAUCUCUUACAGCUUUUCUUUCCAAGCCUUUCAGAGACGCUUAUAAAGGUCUUAGGAAAGCUUUAAUUGGAUCUGAAGGGAAAGAAGAGCAAUGGAGAUACUGCGUUAGUGAUACUAACAAUGUUAUGGGUUUUGCUAUUGGGGCGAUGUUUGUUAGAGAAGUUUUUCAUGGUAAAAGCAAACCAAAGGCGGAAGAAAUGAUAAUGAAUAUUCGAGAAGCAUUUGUGAAAAAUUUUAACAAUCUCGAAUGGAUGGAUGCAGAAACAAGGAAAUUAGCUGAAGAUAAAGCAAAUGCAAUUACUGAUAUGAUUGGAUUUCCAUAUUUUAUCCUAAAUCCCAAAGAGCUUGAUAAACGUUAUGAAGAUUUAAUUAUCAAAGAUGAUGAAUAUUUUUAUAAUAAUAUUAGAAUAAAUAAGUAUACGCUGAAAAAAAAUUUAGAAAAAAUAAACCAGUCUGUUAAUAAAACAACAUGGAUAAUGACACCGCCGACGGUGAAUGCCUACUAUACACCAACGAAAAAUCAAAUAGUCUUUCCAGCCGGAAUUUUACAGAGUCCAUUUUAUGAUAUGGAAAAUCCAAAUAGUUUAAAUUAUGGUGGGAUUGGCGUUGUCAUGGGCCAUGAAUUAACUCAUGCUUUUGAUGACCAAGGAAGGGAAUACGAUCUAAACGGUAAUUUACAUAAAUGGUGGAAUAAUGCAACAAUUGACCGUUUUAAAAAUCAGACUGAGUGUUUUGUUGAUCAAUAUAAUAAUUAUGAAAUCAAUAAUCAUCAUAUAAAUGGAAGACAAACUUUAGGAGAAAAUAUUGCUGACAAUGGUGGCCUCAAAGCAGCUUAUCAUGCUUAUUUGAAUUCUACUCAGAAAGAUUCAACAUCAUCACUCUUUUUACCAGGAUUACCUCAUUUGAAUCAUCGUCAACUGUUUUUUGUCAAUUUCGCUCAGGUCUGGUGCUCUGUGAUAACACCGGAAGCUUUAAAUCUACAAGUUGAAAAAGAUUCUCAUUGUCCUCCUAAAUUUCGAGUAAUCGGACCACUCUCGAAUUUGCCUGAAUUUUCACAAGAAUUUCAUUGUAAAAAAGGAUCUCGAAUGAAUCCAGCUGAUAAGUGUGAAGUAUGGUAGUUAUUAUAAGUAUUAUUUUAACGAUUCCAAAGAAUUAAUGCCAUCUUUAUUAAUUUAUUAAUUAGUUGAAUAUUUUGUUUAAUAUUACAAGACAUUAUUGUUAUGGAACAGAAAACAUUUUUUAAAUUUGUUUUUAAUCAAUUUUUGUUUUAUUAUGGUUUUUCUUCAAUUUCUACAUAAUGUAAUUAAUUAUUACAGUAUAUCUUUAUAUAAAAUUAUGGAGAAAAGUGUUUAACCGCGGCUGGACCGCCGUCGUAAACGUCUUUUAAAUGUUCCUUAUAUGUAUUAUCUAUGUUUUAUAUAUUCAAAGAUAAAAAUUUGAAAAAACAUCAUUGGCAUAUUAAUCAUGUCACAUACUAUAAUAUUUGAAUGAAUUAUUUAAGAGGAUAUUGAUAAUUGGAAAACAACACAAAAAAUGAAAAAAACCAAAACAAUAUGAAGAAAAUUUAAUCAUUACGACACAUUUCUAUGAAACAGAAAUAUCAGUGUACAACCAUAAUAGAAUUAUCCGCUUAAAUUCUUUAUCUAUUUAUUUAUCACAGAAUUAAAAAAAUAUUUUCAGAAAGUAAAUAUUUAAUUAUUGAAAUGUUUUCUAAUAAGAUAAAUUGAUUAAAAAUUGUGUUAUUGAUAAAAUUAUUGGCAUAAUGAAUUGACUUAUUAGUUUCAUCGAAAUUCAAGCAAUAAAAUAGACAGUCAUCAUUCUUUCUAUACAUUAACGACACCCUAAAAUAGAAUAAAAAGCGAUAAAACCGAUCGAUCUCACCUUUGAAUACUCUUUUCUAACAGAACAAAUGUCACGGCGAAAGAGACGCUUAUUUAUAGCUACAUUUUAAUUCUACACGACAAAAGUUAUAGACUAUUUAAUUAUUAAAAGGAUUCAAUUAUAAUCAAUUUGUCGAUAAUUUUAUUCAAAAAAUUAUGUUUAAUGAUUUUGAAAAUAAUUCAGGGAUAUAUUUUAUUGAAAAAAUAAUAUUAUAUCCAAAGUGACUGUGUUAAUUGGGUUGUAGAAUUCCAUUGUUUAA
Messenger RNA from Chelonus insularis, 3470 nucleotides. It is a transcript of the gene Nep3, whose product is annotated as Neprilysin 3. The record is from RefSeq and is a predicted model, not a curated record. Gene Ontology annotation, cellular component: plasma membrane. Gene Ontology annotation, molecular function: metalloendopeptidase activity. Bases 85 to 2448 code for a protein of 787 amino acids. Gene Ontology annotation, biological process: proteolysis. NCBI's taxonomy places the organism in Eukaryota, Metazoa, Arthropoda, Insecta, Hymenoptera, Braconidae. The transcript has 14 exons.